AUGAGGGGCAUACCGAUAAAUGGACAGCGGUGGAUUCCACCGGAAUCUACUGUGGAACGCCAGAAGUGGAAGGCGGCCAAGGUGGAGGACGAUUGUGGUAAAAAUGAGAUGUGGGGGUUUCGGAAAGCCAAGGGGUACCAGAGGUUACUAUUUCGGAUCCUAAGCGGCGUCGAACUGGUUCUGCUGAUGAGAUGGGGAUGGAAUGUGAAGUAUCGGUUUCAAAAACUUGCACGAGGCGGGUCUUGCGGGGCAAGCCCGCCUAGGAUUAUGAAUUUCUUAACCUGGAAUUGCCGAGGGCUUGGCAACCCGACGGCAGUUCAAGUAUUAGCGGACUUGGUCCGUGAGAAGAGGCUAAAGGUUGUGUUUUCGAUGGAGACCUUUUUGGUGAAGAGCAGAAUGGAGCCAAUAAGGGUUACGUUGGGUUAUAAUAAUAUGCUGGUGGUCGAUGCAAGCGGGCGCAGUGGUGGACUUGCUCUUUUGUGGGAUGAUGCCAUACGGGUGGAUGUCACGGGAUACUCAUCGAAUCAUAUUGACACCACUGUGAUCUUAGAUGUGGGCAGUCCAGAAUUUAGAUUAACGGGGUUCUACGGGUUCCCUAAGAGCUACCGUAGUUGGGAGUCAUGGAAUUUGCUCCGUACACUGGCAAGUACAUCCAGUCUACCUUGGGUAGUCAUGGGGGACUUUAAUGACAUAUUGCACCAGUAUGAGAAACGGGGACGACGGCCACAACCCCAAUGGCGGAUCACGGGUUUCCGGGAUGCUAAACGGGACUGUGGUCUCACUGAUUUUCCCUUUGCGGGCUAUCAGUUUACAUGGCAGCGUUCGAAAGGUACGCCGGAUAUGGUCGAGGAGAAGUUGGAUAGAUUUCUUGUAACUGAGUCAUGGCUGGUGCAGUUUGAAGGGCCUAGGUCUUUGCCAUGUCCUUAUAGUGACCAUCUGCCACUUAUGUUGUCGCCUAUAGUAAUCAAUCAUCUACCGCGCCGGCACAGGUUCUGCUUUGAUAAUAUGUGGCUGCGUGAGCCGGUACUUCGUGAAGUAGUAGAGCAUAGUUGGGGCAGAACGACAGGUAUGGAUGUGUUUCAGAGAGUGGAGUUGUGUAGUCGGGACAUCUGGCGAUGGGGGCGUGUGUAUAACAAAGGCUUUCAGCAGCGCAUUGACCAGUGCAGAAGGAAGCUUGAAGCCCUACAACCACGUAGGGAUAUGGCUGGUUGUGCUGACUAUGAUAGAGUGGAGCAGGAGUGGCUAGCGCUAUUAGACCAGCAACAUGUGUUUUCGCGCCAGAGAGCAAAAGAACACUGGUGGAAGGACGGUGACCUGAAUACAAAAUUCUUUCAUAACUCGAUCAAGGCAAGGAGGAGACGGAACAGGGUUACAAGGUUGAGAAGGGAGGAUGAUUCAGUAGCGGAGGGGGUGGAACAAGUUGGGGCUGUUAUGUUGGAAUAUUAUCAAACUUUGUUUACAUCACAGGCAGGGGAUGAUGCUGAUGUUAUUGCCUGCAUUAAAAGGAGUAUAACCACGGUGGAUAAUGCAAUGUUGUGUGUACCAGUGAGUAUGGAGGAGUUCAGGAAGGCGGUGCUUUCCAUGCAUCCAGACAAAUCACCGGGACCAGAUGGUUUUGGCCCAGCGCUAAAAAUAGACAUGAGUAAGGCCUAUGACAGGGUCGAGUGGCGUUUCUUGCGUUCUGUUAUGUUGAAAAUGGGCUUUAGUGAGAAGUGGGUAAGCAUUCUUAUGGAGACAGUAACUAGCGUUAAGUAUCACAUUUUUCAUGAGCAGUUGGGGCCAAUUGAGCCGGGACGUGGUUUAUGUCAGGGAGAUCCGCUAUCGCCUUAUUUGUUUCUGAUGGUUGUAGAGGGGUUGAGUGCUUUGAUAGACAAUCGUAUGAGCCGUAGCUUAUUACAUGGGGUAUGUUUAGCAAGGGGGGCACCACCAGUGACCCACCUCUUGUUUGCAGAUGAUUGUUUCCUUUUCAUGCGUGCUAAUUUGGUUGAAACUAGUCAGAUGAAGGAAAUUUUGGAUAUAUAUGCAGGAGCUUCGGGCCAGUUGGUCAAUUAUGAUAAGUCAGUGGUUUGUUUUAGUGCCAACACUCCCAGUGCUAACAGGGAUGAAGUUCAGAAUGUCCUCGGUGUUACCCCGGGGGAUACAUCGGGCCGGGAGAUUGAGGUUAUUUUUAAUCAGUACUGGUGGACGGGGAAGGUAUGCGGUGGUACGGGGCUGCAGUGGAAGGCUUGGCGUAAUCUUUGUGUGCCAAAGAAGAAAGGGGGUUUGGGAUUCAGGACUUUGAGAGAUAUGAAUGUUGCACUUCUGGGGAAGCAGGUAUGGCGAUUGUUAACUCGUCCGAACUCAUUGGUAGCACAGGUGUAUAAGUGUAGGCAUUACCCCAAUACUUCCAUUCUGGAUGUUGUGGUUGGCCACAACCCAUCAUUCAUUUGGCGUGGCUUAGUGGAGGCAAAGGGGGCGAUUAAACAGUGGGCACAGCGGAGUAUAGGCGAUGGUCGAACCACUACAAUAGGGGGAGAUCCAUGGCUUGUAUUGGCCGAUGAUCCUUAUGUGCGUACACAACUUCAUGAAACUGUAAGGAGUGCCCCGGUUAGUUCUUUGAUGAAUGGUGCAGGUACUGGUUGGGACUGUGAGUGUGUCAAGGACCUGUUUGAUGAAAGGGACUCGAAUCUUAUACUUAAUUUGCCGCUUGCAUCGAAGGUUCUGCCUACAAGGGAUGCUUUGUUAUCCAAACGGGUUGCAUGUGUGAUUCAUUGUCAUAUGUGUGGCGUGGCGGAUGAGUAUACUGAGCAUUUGUUCCGUGAUUGCCUUCAUGCCCGGGCAGUUUGGAUGUCACUCCAGUUGCCGCAUACAGCAUAUGAUCAAGGUGAUAUAUUAGACUGGUUUUUUGCUAAUUUGACUAGCCUAACGGGUGAUAUUCAGUGCAAGUUUGUAAUGCUUUGUUGGGGGCUAUGGGGUAGCAGGAAUGAUAGUGUCUGA
Messenger RNA from Ipomoea nil (Japanese morning glory), 2976 nucleotides. RefSeq lists its product as uncharacterized. Lineage: Eukaryota; Viridiplantae; Streptophyta; Magnoliopsida; Solanales; Convolvulaceae. Bases 1 to 2976 code for a protein of 991 amino acids. The record is from RefSeq and is a predicted model, not a curated record. The transcript has 5 exons. Gene Ontology annotation, molecular function: catalytic activity.